This is a messenger RNA of Aspergillus clavatus NRRL 1, 2229 nucleotides long. Its product is annotated as Zn(II)2Cys6 transcription factor. Gene Ontology annotation, molecular function: zinc ion binding; transcription cis-regulatory region binding; DNA-binding transcription factor activity, RNA polymerase II-specific. Bases 1 to 2229 code for a protein of 742 amino acids. NCBI's taxonomy places the organism in Eukaryota, Fungi, Ascomycota, Eurotiomycetes, Eurotiales, Aspergillaceae. Gene Ontology annotation, cellular component: nucleus. The record is from RefSeq and is a predicted model, not a curated record. The transcript is spliced from 3 exons. Gene Ontology annotation, biological process: positive regulation of transcription by RNA polymerase II.
AUGGAAAGCAUUAAGAUCCCGCCCCCUUCGGCAAUCAUAGACCAUCCUUCUCCCGUGUCUUCCUCUAUCAGUCCCCGUCAACCAACUUCUUCUACCAGGAAAACCACGCCACCAGAGAGACCUACCACAAAAUUAACUGCCAACAGGCCCAAGCAGUCCAAGAGUCGUAAUGGCUGCAUCACCUGCAAGACGAAGCGGUUGAAAUGUGACGAGUCAAAGCCCACUUGUCUCCAAUGCAAAAAGCGCAAUGUGGAGUGUGGAGGGUACCAGAAGAAUUUCAAAUGGCGCCCAUUCGAAGAGACCAACGUGAUUGGCAGGUGUUCGAAUACUAAACCUAGGAAAACUGAAUAUCAUUCGUCAGGAAUAGCCUCUCGAAGGCAAAGCUGCGAUACUUCUACUACGCAAGCAGACAAGGGUCAGCCAUUGCCGUCAACGAGGGCUCAAAUAUCUGCACCAGCGGCAUCUUCUGCUGAUUUGAAUGACUCUGCGUCAGCUCACCUGCUGCAGCUAGAUGAACUGUUUAUGAGCAAUCCAAGCAGGCUUUCAGAUUUCCAAGAUGACCUGCCGCCCUGGAACAGAGAUCCAUCAGAUGCAAGCCUCGACGGAAAAUACUCUACACCUGAGCUUACCGAUAUUUCGCCAAUAGAACCGUUCUCAUGGCUCUCUGAUCUUGUACCUUCUCCUGCAGAGAUACAAUCGCCUUCAAAGCGGAUAUUGCCCAAAUCUACCUCACAUGAUCUAAAUCUGGGAUCUGAUGAAAUAAGUUUUGCCGCCCUUCUCGAACAAGAUCACGAGGAUAUAGAGGACAUAGUCCGCCAAUCAGAAGAAACUGACGAGGAUCGGGGUUCCAUAUCCUCUGGAGCCAUGGCCGGGAUGUCUAGACUCUCCAGGGGUCCAAGUCUAAGUUCUGCAAGCCCAGAAAUGUUGGUGCUCCAUUUUGACCAGUUCACCUGUGGAAUCCUGUCGGUCAAGGAUGGAUCUCAAGAGAAUCCGUGGAGAACUUUGAUAUGGCCGCUGGCCAAGGAAACGCCAGCCUUGUACCACGCCAUCUUCGCCCUGGCAGCGUUUCAUUCUAGCAAGACAAACACCGCACUCAGAGUUCAUGGAGUGGACCAUAUGCGACAGAGUAUCACCUGCAUGGUGCAAGAUAUACAGAGUAUGCGAACAGACGCUGCAUUAGCUACAAGCCUUGCGCUGGCUUUUGCAGAUACCUGGGACCAACAUACUCGCACUUGUAUCCAGCAUUUACGCGGAGCUAAAGCUCUAGUCGCGCAAGUGGUGGCCGUUGCAGCCCAACGUCCAGAAGAUAUAGACAGAACUCGAUUCCUGUACCACACAUGGCUCUAUAUGGACGUCAUAGCACGCCUGACCUCGCGAGAGGAUGAAGGAGACCCAUUAAUGGAUGUCUCUAUCUUCCAACAGCCCAAAGAUGCAGUGCAUGAAAUUGAUCCUUUGAUGGGCUGCGCCACAACUCUUUUCCCGCUCAUUGACCGAGUUGCUAGGUUGAUUCAGCGCGUUCGGAAGACGGAGUCAAAUUCAAUCUCCCUAGUUUCCCAGGCCAUUGAUCUUAAACGUUUGGUAGAGCAAUGGGAACCACCGGAUUGGUUCGAGCCCCCUGAGUACCCGACGUCCGAGGUACAGCAUAGUAUCCAAAUGGCACAUGCUUACCGCUGGGCGACGUUGUUGUAUCUACACCAGGCAGUCCCAGAGAUGCCGUCCGAGCCAGCCUCCGCGCUGGCUAAACGGACUCUGAUGUUGCUGGCCACGGUCCCACCCAGCUCUCGAACAACUAUUAUCCAGAUGUUUCCGCUUUUAGCUGCGGGCUGCGAAGCUGAACCGGGAGAGGACCGUGAAUGGGUGUUGAAUCGAUGGGCCGCCAUCCAGUCUCGUCUCAUGCUGGGAUCGAUUGACCGAUGCAUCGAAGUAGUCAAGGAGGUUUGGACUCGUCGCGACUCUUUUGAGAAUCUUACAAAAACCCGUUUAGCACGAGGGUCAGCCGGCAUUAGCUCUUGCAGAAGAGGAUCAUUUGCAGUUGAGGCAGAUGAACCGAUGAAUUACCAAGCCUUGUCAAAUCGAGCAGUAUCCUCCAGGCUAUUGUCUGGGGGCCCUCGCAGAGGUUCCGGGGUGUCACCCUUGGAGAACAUCGAGUUCGAGCAGACGGUCAGAGGGAGAUUACAUUGGGUCAAUGUCAUGCAAAAAUGGGGUUGGGAGGGUAAGUUUUGUGCCUGA